Molecule: messenger RNA, 2412 nt
Organism: Carassius gibelio (silver crucian carp)
Lineage: Eukaryota; Metazoa; Chordata; Actinopteri; Cypriniformes; Cyprinidae
Product: CD48 antigen
Exons: 5
Coding region: 490-1077 (195 amino acids)
Source: RefSeq, a predicted model, not a curated record
UGUCUUUAUGAUAAUGUGCACUUUAUAACCAGCAGCACGUGUUAACCCUGUACUGGGCCUGUAUAUGUAAGUGAUUAAUUUUCCAAAACAACAUGGAGUCCAUCAGAGAAAGUGAAACUCUCAAAGACUUUUAGCUUUUACUUCUACUGGAAAGUAUUAGUCAGUUUGGACAGGGUCCCAAUGUGGGAUGUCCCUAGAAGUUUACUUUGGAACAUUUAUUCAUGGACUUUUCCAACGAUAUGGACUGUAACAUCUUUAAACACAAACACAACUUACUACAGAAGUGUCCCAUAACAUACAACUGUAAAAUAUAAUAAUAAUAAUAAUAAUAAUAAUAAUAGAGUUCUAACAGAGAUACAUACACAAUGUGCAGAGCGAGGGUGGUGUUGUGUUAGUGACGUAGUUUGGCUGUAGUGACCACCACAUCUGCUGAAAACACCCCAAGCGUCUUCUACCGCUCCUGUUCUUCAACUUCCCUCCACUCGUGAAAUGUCAGCUAUCACAAGAGAAGAACCACGUCAACUGACAUCGACAAACCAACGAGCGAUGAGUCUGUGUGGAGUUGUGCUGCUGUGUAGUGUGUGUAUCCGUCAAGCGAGCAGCAGUGAAGAAGACAUCACUGGUUACAGUGGCCAAUCAGUCGUCCUGAAAUCUGGAGCAGACAGAUCAUGGAACCUCAGCAGAGUCCAGUGGUCCAUUUAUCAGAACACCACAUUCAUUGCGGGUCUUAAGAAUGGUGAAGUGGUUAUUUACCAGUUUUGGAGACAUCAGGGUCGACUUGAGAUCAACAUUGAAACUGGAGAUUUAACAAUCCGUAAUGUGACCGUGGAUGACAGCAUGACAUACAAUGUGGCUUUGGUCAAAUCAGAUGGCGGGCGGAGCCAAUCUAAAGUUCGUCUCACAGUUCGAGCUUCAUCUUCUCUUCUGGUCACUGCUGUGGUUGUGGGAUCGAUUGUUUUCUUGUUGAUCUUCAUCUCUCUGCUGCUGCUGUGGAGAUACAAGAAGAACAAAGGUGCUGAUGCUGGUGAUGAAACUUGUGCUCAACCUUUGAGGAAGAAGAAUAAAACAUGUCUCUGAGUGCAGUGAAGACAACAGACGGCUAAAAGAGAUUCACAGCAGCAGACACAGUGACGCUUGCAUUGCUUCAAAAAUGAAUCUGAGUGAACUGCUUACACACGUGCUUGAUUCAGUUACUUUAGAGAUACAUAUGCACUGUUAUCUCUAAACAUAUUACGUAAGCUAAACAAAUGGUUCUGUAGCAUAUUAAUUAAGAUCCAGCGCCAAAUGCCAGCUCUCAUCAGAAAAUAUCAGUUUUGUCUGGUAACUGUAACGCCACACACGCAGAGGAAGACCUCACCUGAAUACUGACUGUUCAUCGCUCCCUCUGCGUCUACAAUCGUUUCAUGUUUGGCACUAUUUAACACUGUCUAAAACUGCCUGUUUUCAUGUUCUUCUUGGAUUGCCCCUUUAGAUUUACUGCCUGAUUGGACAGAUGUUUGUGUUUAACCCCUUCACUUUCCUACUCAUCUCUGCCUUUUGGAUUCCCCUUGUGUAUGUUGAAAGAUCGGACUGCCAUUACGGUACUGACUCUCUGCCUGGUUUGAACGACUCUUUCCCUAAUAAACUUCUGCAAAUGGAUUCUAAUACUGCCUCAGCCAGAGAACAACUCUUUAGUAGUCUAAAACCCAAAACCUGUUCACAGAAGUCUGGUCUGGUGCCCAAAAUGCCCCAAACUGUAUUAACAGUCUUCUAUCAGAGAAGAAGCUGACUGAAGAAAAACCCAGAGAAGAGCAGAACAGCAGACGAAGUGAUGAUAAAGAAGCAGAGUUUAUUGAAGAAUCUUAGUUGUGUAUGUUUUAAUUCUCAGACUUCAUCUGACCAGCACAAAUUCAACAAGUUCUGUUACACCAAACUGAUCCACAACAACAUCCCACAAACCUUGAGUUUCCUUUCCCUCGGAUCUCUGAUUCAUGAAGUGAAUCAUGACUUUGUGAUCAGAGACACGACAAACAACAAGCGCUACUCUACACUGCUCAAAACUGAGAAAUCCUUUAAAUAUGAAAACGUAUUUACCGAUUGUGAGUGAAAAUUAUUGGUCACAGGAAACAGUCCUCGUCCUCCGUAAAAUGCGUUGCACACAUCUGAUUAUUUGGAUCACACAGAACCUGAACAAGCACGGCUCUUAGGUACGCUUUUUUGUUGGAUGUUGUCUUCUCGUAGCUAUGUGAAAAAUAUCUGUCUGUCUACACAUAAAGGGUAAAACUUUAACAAGUAGUGAUGGGGCUUUCAAAGCACUGCUUCGUGAAGCUUCAAACCUUUUGCAAAUCAUUUGUUUCAAAACAGUAGAUUGCCGAAUGUAUUAAACUGCCAAAAUCACAUGAUUUCAGUAAAAUAAGCUUCAUUACAUCAUAA